Molecule: messenger RNA, 1024 nt
Organism: Liolophura sinensis
Lineage: Eukaryota; Metazoa; Mollusca; Polyplacophora; Chitonida; Chitonidae
Product: piggyBac transposable element-derived protein 4-like
Source: RefSeq, a predicted model, not a curated record
CUGCGUGAGACAAGGGAAAUCACGAAGGACUUGUUCUGGAAUAUACAAAGAAGGCCCAAGCCCAAAAAGUGUCCCAUUUCUCCCCUACGCUAUGUCCUUGACAAGUUGAAUGCCGCGUUCAAAAUGUAUUACACUCCUAGCCGAGAAAUUUCUAUUGAUGAAAGCAUGAUUGGCAUGAAGAACAGAUGUGUAUUUAUUCAGUACAUGCCAAACAAGCGUCAUGCUAGAUUCGGUGUUAAAAAGUUUGAACUUUGUGACACUAAUGGGUAUGUUAUGCAUGUUGAACUCUAUGCUGGUAAGGACUUGAAUGUCGUUUACGAUGAAGGACAAGCUCAUGGUGUUGUGAUGAAACUAAUGGAAGUGCAAUUGCUGAACAAAGGCUACCAUCUGUUUACUGACAAUUUUUAUACGAAACCUAAGCUUGCGCAGACUCUCUUUGACCACAAAACUCUCCUCACCGGGACAGUCCGUUCCAACAGUAAAGGACUUUCCAAGGAAGUUGCCACUGCAAAACUACAGCCAGGUGACAGCAUAUAUGCAAGGUGUGACAAUAUUUUGGUCGUUGCUUUUCGUGAAAAAAAAAGUCAAAAGAAGCCUGUAAUAUUGCUCAGCACCUAUCACAUUGCUGAAAAUGUUGAGAAGGAAGUCAGGGGAAAGGUCAAGGUGAAACCAGCCAUGAUUUUUCACUACAAUACUCAUAUGGGGGGCGUGGAUCUUAGUGAUAAAAAGGUUUGUCACAUUCCUGCUGAACGUCCAACUCAUCGGUAUUGGGUAAAUGCAAGGCCGUACAUUCGGCAGCAUUGCCUGAAACUUCUUGAUGGGCGAAAGGAACGAGAUUGCGUUGUUUGUAGCGACAGGUACAGUGGAGGCACGAGGAAACGAUCCAGACACUGGUGCCCUGGCUGUGGUGUUGGCUGUCAUGAAAAGUGUGAACCAAAUCUUGAACACUACAAACGACAGGCACGUGUUGGUCGUAAACGACGUAGCCCCCAAAGAGGCGAUGGCGAUAAUUAAUAACUGUCUG